Messenger RNA from Eucalyptus grandis, 2764 nucleotides. RefSeq names its product disease resistance protein RPV1-like. Gene Ontology annotation, biological process: defense response; signal transduction. The coding region runs from base 305 to 2569 and encodes 754 amino acids. The transcript is spliced from 5 exons. NCBI's taxonomy places the organism in Eukaryota, Viridiplantae, Streptophyta, Magnoliopsida, Myrtales, Myrtaceae. Gene Ontology annotation, molecular function: ADP binding. The record is from RefSeq and is a predicted model, not a curated record.
CAAAGCUAUCAUACCCUUCUCUGCCUUAAAUAUUUUUUUUGGGGGGGUUCGAAAACGAAGAAGAAGGAGAACAGGAAGGAGUUACCAUCGCCUGAUGCAGCGAACGACGACGGACAACGAAGAACUGAGGAUAUCAUCUACGUUCAGCUGCGACGAGACCGCACCGUUCUUCGGCUUCCCUGGAUCUCUUCCAGAGAAGGCUUUGAGUAGGCAUCGUUGAAGACGGCGCUACAAAUAAACGAUGCAGCUGCGAACAAUGGAAUAGCAGACCCGGUUAUUUGUAUUCACACUUGAGAAAAAAAAAAUGGAGGAGAUGGCGGUUUCAUCGGGAUUCGACUACGAGGUGUUCUUGAGCUUCAGAGGACCAGAUACUCGAGCAGGUUUCACCGACUUCCUUUAUGUUAGCCUGAUUGAUGCGGGAAUCCGUGCGUAUAGAGAUGAUGAAGAGUUGCGCGUUGGGGAAGAGAUUGGCCCGGAGCUUCUCCAAGCAAUCAAGCAGUCAAGAAUCUCCAUACCCAUCUUCUCCACACGAUAUGCCUCUAGCAAAUGGUGUCUCAAGGAGUUGGUCCAGAUGGUGGAGUGCAAGAAAAACAUGGGACAGAAGAUCAUGCCCAUUUUCUAUGAUGUGGAACCUUCCCAAGUUCGGCACCAAACUGGUGGGUAUGAACAGGCCUUCAUUGAGCAUGAAAGCAAGGGGCGAUACAGUGAUGAAACUAUUAGCAAGUGGAAGGCUGCUCUUAGUGAAGUCGGAGCACUGAAGGGUUGGGACCUCCAUAGCAUGCCCAACAGGCACGAGGGAGACUUUGUGAAAACACUUGUCAAAAAGGUUUUCGGUGAGUUGAAAAAGGGUUUUUUGGUAUUAUCAGAUUGCUUGGUUGAAGUCGACAAUCACGUGAGUGAAAUCAUGAGAACAAUUGGCCCUCGGACACAUGAAACAUGGAUUGUUGGUAUCCAUGGAAUGGGUGGUGUUGGAAAGACCACUCUUGCCAAAAUCAUCUACAAUCAACUUUCACCUAAUUUUGAGCAUCGCUGUUUCCUUUCUAACAUUCGAGAAACUUCGGAGGUAAAUGGUGUUGAGUACUUGCAGAAUCAGCUGAUCUCAGAUAUUCUCAAAAAGGAACGGAAAGAUAUAAGCAUAAGGAAUAUAGACGAAGGAAUUGAGAUGAUUAAAGAUAGGCUAUGUGGUAAAAGGCUUCUCCUUCUCCUUGAUGAUAUUGACAAAAAGAAUCAAUUGAAUGUACUUAUGGGCAAGCGCAAUUGGUUCGGUGAAGGAAGUAAGGUUAUCAUCACUAGUAGAAAUAAAGAGGUUCUCAACGUUCCUCAAGUGGAUUGGACCUAUGAACUGAAAUGCAUGGAUCCCAACAAAUCUCUUCAACUUCUCAGUAAACAUGCCUUCAGAAGUGAUCAUCCUUUGGAUGAUUAUCUUGACAUAUCCAGAAAGGCAGUAGGUAUUGCUGGAGGUCUUCCUAUAGCUCUCGAGGUUAUAGGUUCGCUUUUAUCAUGUAACAGGAAAGAAAUGUGGGAUGUCAUAUUGAAAAAGUUGGAAAAAGUUCCUCAUGAGGAAGUUAGCAGUAAACUCAGGAUAAGUUAUGAGGCAUUAGAUGAUCGCCAAAAGCACAUCUUUCUUGAUAUGGCUUGUUUUUUCAUUGGAUAUGACAAAGAAAUUGCCAUCUACAUGUGGGAUGAGACUGAAUUUUUUCCAGAAGAAGCAUUGGAAGUUCUGCAGCAUAUGUCCUUGAUAAAGAUUGACGAAAAUAAUACAUUGUGGAUGCAUGAUCUAAUAAGGGACAUGGGGCGAGAAAUCAGCCGCCAGGACAGUAAUAUGGUAACAGAGAAGCAGACUAGGGUGUGGAAUGUUGAUGAAGCAUUAAAUUUGCUGAUGACAAAACAGGAAAAGGAAAAAGUUGAAGCUCUCCGUCUCGAGUUUCGCCAUCCGGCAGGACAACGUUUUGCGGAUGAGGAAUUUAUGAGAUUUCCAAAUCUAAGGCUCCUUGUAGUUAAUGGCGGGACUAUAGGGCAGUGGUCUAUGUAUCGUUUAAGUCUGGAAACAAUGUUCAAAAUCAAAUUUGGCAUAGAAGAGCAGACUUCACGGCAGAAUUUUCAUCUCCCGACCAACUUUUUCCAGAAGAAGUCACAUCUACUUCCGAAACUGCGAUGGCUUGCUUGGCAUUAUAUUCCUCGAGACUUUGACAUAGCCAAAUUAUCCAUGAGGAAUCUAGUUGUUCUCAGUCUAGCACUGAGCACCAUUACCCAUCGUUGGGACGGUUGGAGCCAUAUAAAGAAGGCAAAGAGCUUAAAAGUUCUGGAUUUGACGUCUUGUUGGCACUUGGUUGAAACUCCCGACUUCUCAGGACUUGCAAAUUUAGAGCGACUGAUCAUGCAUAGCUGUGGAAGCUUGGUUAGAGUUGAUAAAUCCAUCGGUCAGUUACAGCGCUUAAUUUUAUUAGAUGUCGGGUAUUGCUGGCAACUCCGUGACUUGCCAAAUGAGAUUCAUAAGCUAAAGUCUUUGAAAGAGCUCCUUAUUGUUGGCACACGAUUGCAAGACAAUAUGAGUUCGAGCCCGUCCUAGGGACAGCAUCGUUAGCUUAUAUUAUGAAAAACAGAGAGCACAAAGAGAAUGAAGAAAAUUAAUAUUGUUGUAUCAUGUUUGUCUUUGUGUUGCGUUCUUUCACAGUUUCUGGGACGUUUGAAAUUCCGUUUGCUGAACACUGAAAGUUGUUUCCUGGAUGGUAGAUAUGUAACAUUGAUAUUAAAUUCUACAUCA